AUGACCAGAGAGACAUUAUUUGUGGAAUAUUCUUCGUGGUAUUUUGACAUUGUUUUGGCUUCUUUCGAAAAUCCCAUUGUUGGUCGAAGACAACAUUCUGGCAACACAGCGAAGUCAGGCAUCAACCGAAAUGGCCGUCCUCCGCCAGACCCCAACAACCUCGGCCUCGAAGCCCCCAGUUACGACCCGAGGCGAGACUUCCAGCCCCCUCCUCUGAACGGCACCGCCCUGGGCCAGAGAGACCGAGGACCAUGCCGUUCCCCAGGGCGCGUGGAACCGGGGAACCUGACCUGUUACUCGUGCAAGCUGGACUUCAGACCGAGGAACUACAAGUGGGACCAUCCCUGUCUCGGGCGCCACUCGGGACUCCCCGUGGACACCGAGUACCUGGUCGCGUGCGGACCUAAUGACAAGUACUGCAGGGUGGAGAGAACGGAAGUCAACGGCAUCCUGAUUUUACUCACGAGGGAAUGCACCGACGAGUGUUACUACGGCUGUCGACCCAAAGGCUUCGGAAUAAACUUCGAGUCGUGUGCUCAGUGCUGCAAUAGCCACGCUUGUAAUGACAUGUACCCGGAGAGUGCGGCGUCUGUUCCCAGCGUUAGUAGAGUGGUUGUUGGCUGGUACCUCGUUAUCCUCGGUUUCUGUCUCUUCUAAGGCGUGUCUUGUGUGUACCUCGAUUUUCUUU
This is a messenger RNA of Penaeus vannamei (Pacific white shrimp), 688 nucleotides long. NCBI's taxonomy places the organism in Eukaryota, Metazoa, Arthropoda, Malacostraca, Decapoda, Penaeidae. The record is from RefSeq and is a predicted model, not a curated record.